Molecule: messenger RNA, 1076 nt
Organism: Ailuropoda melanoleuca (giant panda)
Lineage: Eukaryota; Metazoa; Chordata; Mammalia; Carnivora; Ursidae
Exons: 4
Coding region: 1-1008 (335 amino acids)
Source: RefSeq, a predicted model, not a curated record
AUGCGCAAGAGCGUGGAGUCUCCCAGGGGCAGACAGAAAGCCCACUUCAAGCCCGUGGUGAAGCUGGAGGCAGAGCGUGUUGAGAAGCCGAAGCCAGAAGACCCUCAGGUCUCCGGGGAGCCAGGCUUAGAGGUGACAGGAAGCCCCAGGGCUUACCAAGGCAGAGAGCAGGGGUGGCAGGAAGGGUGGCAUUGCCUGGGCUGUGGGGCCGCGGCACCUCCCCCAGAGCCGUCUGCUCCAGAGCAGAAGCCGGACCCGCAAACAGAACCCACCGUGACCUUCCUGUUUACCCUCCUGAGCACGGCGGAGCCCACCGAGUCCAAAGACCCUGAAGAGGACUUAGAGACCCAGGAGUGCCGGUUCCUGGACAAGGAAGACUGGGGGCCCCGGCAGACCUCAAAGGAAAUCAGCCAUUUGCAGAAUGAUUGCAUGAGACUUUGGGAGUUACUGAGCUCUAUCCAAGCAGACAACCGGGCCCUGGGGGAGAAGCUGCAAAACCUGGUAAGGCCCUCAGCCCAGGACCCCCUUUCUUUGUGGUGCCUCCUCCCUGCCUCCCAGCCCAGUGAGGCACCUCCGACAGUCCUGCCUGGUCGGGAACCCACCUCUGGGCCCUGCAACCCUUUGUUCCAGCCGACCUUGUCAUAUGAGAGCCUAAGGAAGGAAGCAAAGGUCCUCGAGGAGGAAGUGAAGGCUGUUCUGGAGGGAGCCCAGGCUGUCUCAGACGGAGCCCACCUCUUCCCCGAGGGUGCUCAGGUCUUCCCAGAGGAUGCCCAGGCCCUACAGGAGGAUGCCCAGGCCAUCCAGGGGGUGGCAUUGUUCCAGGUGCACGGGCAGCCCCACUGUGGCCCGUGGGGAGGAAGGGCACACCUUCCCCAGCCGUUCACUCAGCAGCCUGUGCCUGUAGCAACCCAGCUCCCAGCAGGCAGCCCUGUUCCUCCUGUAGCCUGGGGCUCCCACGGCCCACAGACACCAGCGUCAGCCGUGGCCGCGCCCCAGGCUGGAGACUAGACACUUUUCUGGGAAGCCAUGCCAGCGGCUCCUCUCCAGGCCACAGAAAUAAACUUCUCCAAAGCUGA